UUAACUGCAAAGUCACUCUCCAUGACAGCAAGGAGUCCAGAGGAACAAUGAAGUCUCUCCGAUUCAUUAGUGCUGAAGCAUUCGUGUCAAAUGCAGAGUUUGCCAGGAGGACUCUUGGUGGUGUAGCCCAUAAUCUUUUUCCUCUUCUUUUUAAAGCCAGCUAUUUACUGGAGCAAGGGGAAGUUAUUCAUGACUUGGUAAAGAACUGGCCACUUGCUGACUUUAACAUUGGAAAACUUUUGGGAACUACUGUGGACUACCAGGAAGAUCUGAGCCAUAGAACAUGCUCAGUGUGCUUGGAGAGCUGUCUGACAGGCCUGAGAGACUAUGUGCUGAAUCAUUCUUCUCCCUACAUGAAAAAGUUGAAAGUGGUGGACCUCACGGGUAUAAAAGAUGUUGAAGUUCAGUCUUGUGAGUGUAAGAAGAGAAUGGGCAGGUGGACCAGAACACAGUUGCUCUCUAAGCUUUGUUUGGAACUGCUGGUUUACCUGCAACAAACACAGUGCAACCCAGGUACCUUUGAAAUCAGUAUCGAUGUGUUCAUUGAUUUGUAUGUUACAGAGCGGAACUAUGAGCUGGUGGUGCAGGCCCUGCUAAAGAAAUGCUACUGUCCACUAAAGAUCUGCUGUGUGGCAUUCAGAUCUGACAACCUGGCUUUGCAGAAAUUCUUCUACAUCAUAAAGCUCACUGAUCCUUCUUUGUUGCGCAAACUGGAAAUAGUUCACAAUGUUCGCUUGGAAAUGGAACACCUGGAAAUACUCUUCAACAGUAUUCACUUUCCUCUAUUGAUGUCCUUGACCUUGCCGGCACGAACAUUUAAUGUGCGGAGGUUCACAGAUGCAGAUGAAGGGAUACUUGCUAAUAUUGGAGAAAAGAUGGGUGAAAUGACACAGCUGACUGAGCUGAGUAUAUCCUUUUCUAUACUCACAGGAAGAAUACGGAAACUGCUCAGUCCACUAAAAACUCCACUGAAGAUGCUGGAUAUUUCUAACUGUUCACUAAACCAUGCUGAUAUGGCCUAUUUAGCCAACAGCUUCCAUGCUAAUCACUUAGAAGCCCUGGACCUGAGUGGUCACAAUAUACAUGACCUUUACCCAUCAACAUUCUUUAAGCUUCUCAGCCAUUCCUCUUCAGUACUCAGAAGUCUUACCUUGGAGGACUGUAAUAUCCAAGACACUCAUCUCAACAUGUUGAUUUUAAGUUUAAGUCCUUGUCAGAAACUACAGGAGUUUAAGUUUAUUGGAAAUCCGCUGUCAUCCCAAGCGCUUAAACAGCUUUUUGCAUUUCUCUGUGAAUUGCCAAUGCUGAAAACUGUGGAGUUCCCAGUUCCAAGGGACUGCUACCCUACUGGCAUCACCUACCCAAUUGAUGAUGCCAGUCUCUGCAGAUUCGAUCAAAGAAAAUACGAAAGUGUAGCAGAGGAACUUAACCUCAUCUUACUCCAAGCAAACAGGGAGGAUGUGAAAGCUUCAACUCCACUCUUUGGCAGCUAUGACGCAGCUGUUGAGGAGACAAACAAUGAACUGGGAGCUUAUCUGAUCAAGUCCUUCAAAGAGACUUUAGAAAAGUUCACUACUUCUUUAAAAAUGAGUUAAAGAUGCAAUAUGGUGAUGAGCUGCUGUCAAAUUAGAAGUUAGGGUUUUCUAGAACUAUACCUUCAUUGAUCAGUCUUGAGGUUUAAUUUCUCAGCUGAAUUUACUUUUGAUCAAAUAGCCUCUGAUCAUCUGAGGUAUUUUAACUACACUGUAUCUAUUGCAUACACCUUACAUAAGCACUAUUUGCUUGCAAAUGAGGACCCUUAAGACCUUAUUAUUUUUCAC
This is a messenger RNA of Pezoporus occidentalis (night parrot), 1820 nucleotides long. It is a transcript of the gene LRRC14B, whose product is annotated as leucine rich repeat containing 14B. The transcript is spliced from 2 exons. Gene Ontology annotation, cellular component: cytoplasm. The coding region runs from base 48 to 1595 and encodes 515 amino acids. The record is from RefSeq and is a predicted model, not a curated record. Lineage: Eukaryota; Metazoa; Chordata; Aves; Psittaciformes; Psittacidae.